AUGAAAUUGAUUGAUCUUUCUCAUAGAGGAAAACAACGAAAAAAAACUUUACGAAUUUUACAAACCUUAAAUAACAUUCCUCUUUCUAAUUAUUAUGAGAGUGGUGCAGUUAUUGAAGGAAAAUUAGAAAUCGCAAAAUUUAAUAUUAUUACUAAUGAUGAUAAUUUUACAAAUAAUGCUGAUCCAUGUACGCUUAAACCUAUUCCCGUGGGAAUAGAUUUGUUGAUAGUUCCUCUUGAUGUGGUUCAACGAUUUGGUUGUAAUUUCAUUGAUGACUUCAUUUCAAGAAAUAUUUGGAUAACUAAUGGUAUAACGUUUCCAUCUGGUAGUAAUCAAUCUAGUCUACCUAGUGGUUCGACAAUUCUAUCUAAUGGAUCUAUUUUUUAUCCUACUAAUAAUACUGAUGUAAAAAGACGUAAUGAAAAUAAUGGACAAUGUAAAUAUUUUAUCUCAAAAUCUUCUUACGAUCAACAACGGUCAAUUAAUUGUAAUUCAUUACAAAAUCAAAAUCAAAAUCGCGACUUCCGUAAAAGAGAUGUUUCAUUCAGUAUUAAUGAUUUGCUCCCAAAAGUUAUUGCUUUUACUUCUUUAAAUGGUGGUGAUCCUGGAAUUAAGGAACCUGUCUAUAAUCGUGACUUGUUACGUAAUGUCAGUGUAGGUUUGACCUUGCUCACAAAAGAUGAUACGACUUUGAUUCAAUCUUUGAAUGCAAAUAUUGAUCAUAUUAAAAUUACUUCGAUAAAACCAACAUCAAUAUUAUUAACAAAUAUGAAACUCGAUAAGAAAGGAAGUAAGGGUAUGUUACAUCAAUAUAAUGAUGAAGAAGAUGAACGUAUAAAUUCUGCUGCUUAUACUACCCGUAUUGCUGUUGUUCGACCCGAACCUACCUAUCGAAUAAAUCCAAAUAUAAUUGAUGUUGAUCUUCAAUUUGGUACCGUGAGAAAUGGUAGUGAAAAAAUUUUGAACAACAGGAAUAGAUUUUUGGAUGUGGAUAGAGAAUCAGUUGAUGAUAAAAAUUUAAAAGAUAUUGAUCCUUCGAAAGAUUUUACAAGAUUAAAACCUAAUAAUAGUAGUAAUGGAAAUGGUGGAAAAAGUGAGUCAAACAAAUUUGACAUCAUUGAUUUAUAG
Molecule: messenger RNA, 1128 nt
Organism: Racocetra fulgida
Lineage: Eukaryota; Fungi; Glomeromycota; Glomeromycetes; Diversisporales; Gigasporaceae
Source: the annotation of a GenBank genome assembly